Gossypium arboreum is the source of this 699-nucleotide messenger RNA. RefSeq names its product 17.3 kDa class II heat shock protein-like. Lineage: Eukaryota; Viridiplantae; Streptophyta; Magnoliopsida; Malvales; Malvaceae. The record is from RefSeq and is a predicted model, not a curated record. Gene Ontology annotation, biological process: protein complex oligomerization; response to hydrogen peroxide; protein folding. The coding region runs from base 1 to 471 and encodes 156 amino acids. The transcript has a single exon.
AUGGAUCUCAGAAUCAUGGGUUUCGAUUCUCCGCUCUUGAAUACUCUCCAACAUAUGAUGGAUCUUUCUGACGAUACGGAGAAGAUCCCGAACGCACCAUCAAAGGUUUACAUGCGGGAUGCCAAGGCCAUGGCUGCAACACCAGCGGACAUUAAGGAGUACCCCAAGUCUUAUGUGUUCAUCGUCGACAUGCCGGGGCUGAAAUCAGGGGACAUCAAGGUCCAAGUGGAGGACGACAAUAUGCUCUUGAUCAGCGGAGAAAGGAAGCGAGAGGAAGAGAAAGAAGGAGCCAAGUACGUAAGAAUGGAGAGGCGGGUCGGCAAGCUUAUGAGGAAAUUUGCGUUGCCUGAGAAUGCUAACACUGAUGCCAUCUCUGCAAUCUGUCAAGACGGGGUUUUAACUGUUACUGUGGAGAAACUGCCACCCCCUGAGCCUAAGAAACCCAAGACCAUCGAGGUUAAAAUAGCUUGAAGCAGCUUUAGAUUUACGGUUAAUUGUCAAUGGGGGCUUUAAAUAAGUUGGGGGUUAGCCCUGUAAGUAGUUUCUAGCGUUUGCCGUGGUGGUUUCUGAGUGUGUUAAACGUUUGAUAUCAGAGUUCUAUGUCGUGUUGUGUUGAAAUCAUGAAAUGCAGAUUUUACUGUUAGUAUUUUCUUGUAUUUUCCAUCUCUGGUUUUAAUCACAUAUGUUUUUUGCUAACAA